UAUCAUUUUGCAUUACUUAAAAACUUAUAUUAUAAUUUAUACCAUUUGUCGAAAUGGCAAUUGGCAAAUAAUGUACCACCAAGUGCUGAAUACAACCUAAUAAUAAAUUAGCCAAGUAAAUGUAAACUAAAAAAACAAUAGAUAGUAUUUUAUUAUCAACAAACUAGAAUAUUAUCGUUCUCUGUGUUUUAUAUUUUUUAUCUAAUAUAAUUUACAUUUUUAAAUACAUUUUUGAGUUUUUGAAAAAUGUCUUUGGUAAAUUGUGUUGAUUCGCAAAAUAAUUUAUCAGUAUUAGGAGAAGAUGAAUAUCUCUCGCAGUUUACAGUAUUAAAUGACAAGUCAAAAGGAAUUUGUUCACUGCUAAGUGUUGACGAACAGCUCAAAAAACUAAAUAAAGGAUUAAUGCAUAUGGAAACUCUGAUAUGUCACCAAGUUUACAAAAACCAUGAAGAUUUAUUGAACCAAGUAACGUGGAUUGAGAACCUUGAAAUUAUUAUCAAUGAAAUUUCAUUACAACUACAAAACUUACAGUCACUGGUUGAAUUAUUAAAAAGUAGAAUAACAGAACUAUUUUUAAAAGUUCAAACACAAGUAGUUAUCUUGAACAGAUUACAUGCCACAUGUGAUUUACUAAGAAAAAUUACAAGAACUCAAAGUAUUACAUUACAAGCAAUGGAUAAAGAAAAUAUAAUUUCACCAAAUAUAAUUUUUGAAAUUAAGGAAUUAAUAGAAGAUAAAGAUUUAAAAAGUAUAACAUUCUUGAGUAAAGAUUUGAUUAAGUUAAGAAAUAUAUAUGAAAAAAUAAAUAAAUACUCUGUAUAA
Messenger RNA from Adelges cooleyi (spruce gall adelgid), 822 nucleotides. RefSeq lists its product as uncharacterized. Gene Ontology annotation, biological process: intra-Golgi vesicle-mediated transport. Gene Ontology annotation, cellular component: COG complex. Lineage: Eukaryota; Metazoa; Arthropoda; Insecta; Hemiptera; Adelgidae. The coding region runs from base 247 to 822 and encodes 191 amino acids. The transcript has 6 exons. The record is from RefSeq and is a predicted model, not a curated record.